AUGAGGAGCGUCGCAACAUUCCUGUUAUUUCUAAGCGUGCUCGGGAUCUUCCCCGAGUCCACCGUCUGCCUCCCCAAUUUCCUGAGCCGCGCGCCUGCGCUCCGGAGCGAGAGCUCGUUCCGCUCCUGGCUGCGGAGACGGCAAGACGACAACAAUACAACUGCUGGCGACGCCGGCACGUACAGAAGGAUCGAAGUUACCGGCGCUCAUGCUUGGAAAGCUCCCGGACCGAAUGACAAACGGGGUCCGUGUCCCGCGCUAAACUCGCUCGCCAAUCAUGGCUAUCUGCCGCGCAAUGGAGUCGUCGGCUUGCUUUCUGCGGCAACGGUCACGAAUGAAAUCUUCGGUAUUGGCAUCGAUCUUUCGCUGCCGCUGAGCCUAUACGCCACCUUGCUGUCGGGCAAUAUUCUGACGCUAUCGUGGAGCAUCGGUGGGCCGACCGGUGGAACUCUUCUUGGACUCCUUGGCACGGGAAAAGGUCUGAGUGGAUCUCAUAACAAAUAUGAAACCGACGCGAGCGUCACGCAUGGUGACUCUUAUCUAUUCAAUGGAGACGUAAACUCCGUCCAGCUUCCGAAAUUCAAGAAGCUGUUGUCCCUCCAGGCCAACGCGGCGGUUCCGAACUGGACUCUGGACGUGAUGAAUAUCCACCGCAACUACACGCUCCAGGACUCCAUCUCCACCAACCCCUACUUCUUCUUCGGCCCCGUCAGCGGACUGCUCGUCAGCAACGCCGGCCACUGCUUCGUCCCGGGGAUGAUGGGCAACCACUCGGCGCAGUGGCCGAACGGGCGGGUGACGAAAGAGAUCCUUCAGUCCUUCUUCGCGGUGCACGAAGACACGAGCACGGGGACGCUGACGCACACGCGGGGGCACGAGCGGAUCCCGCACAACUGGCACCGACGGGCAGCGGGCGGCGUCGUCAGCGAGUACGGCAACGCGCGGUUCGCGGUGGAUCUCGUGCGCAUGGCCGCCUACAACCCGGCGAUUCUCAAGGUCGGCGGGAACAUGGGCACGGUCAACUCCUUCGCCGGUGUCGACCUGGGCGGCAUCACCGGCGGUAUCUAUAACUCGUUCGAUCUCCUCGACCCCGACAUGCUCGUCUGCUUCAUCUUCCGCACGCUGCUCGCUGUCGUGCCCGAUCUGCUGCAGGGUGGCCUCCUCGGCGCUCUCUUGAAUGUGGCUCUCAAAUUGCUGACUACGACUCUGCUCCCCCUGUUCAAUCCGAAGUGUCCCGGUAUACAGAACUGGAACGGGGAGAUGCUGGAGAAGUUCCCCGGCGCGGGCAGCAAGGCUGUAUAA
Molecule: messenger RNA, 1302 nt
Organism: Tricharina praecox
Lineage: Eukaryota; Fungi; Ascomycota; Pezizomycetes; Pezizales; Pyronemataceae
Exons: 7
Coding region: 1-1302 (433 amino acids)
Molecular function (GO): peroxidase activity
Source: RefSeq, a predicted model, not a curated record